AUGGCUUUUUACAAUUUUGAAUAUUUUCUACUAAUACUCUGUAUAUCGUGUGUUGCCAAUGGACAACGUACGCCUACGAUUUCCCACAUAACUCAACAACAAAUUAGAGAUAUUGGAGGGCAAGUUGAUUUGGACUGUUCUGUGCAUUAUGCAAACGAGUACCCCGUGCUUUGGCUCAAACAUGACCGUCUAAGAUCUCAAGAGAUACUCCCGCUUUCCUCCAACUCUGGUUUGAUUAUACGCGAUUCAAGAUUUUCGCUAAGAUUCGACGCAGCAUCCGCAACUUAUACUCUUUCAAUCAAAGAUAUCCAAGAAACAGAUGCUGGAUGGUAUCAGUGCCAAGUGCUGAUAUCUGUCAGCAACAAAAUAACAGCUGAAGUGGAACUGCAAGUGCGAAGACCACCAAUCAUAUCCGAUAACUCCACACGUUCUAUUGUGGCUAGUGAAGGAGAGAGUGCUCAAAUGGAAUGCUAUGCCGGGGGAUUCCCCCCACCAAAGGUCUCUUGGCGUCGUGAAAACAAUGCCAUUUUGCCCACCGGUGGAUCCAUAUAUCGCGGAAACAUCCUAAAGAUCACAGCUGUACACAAAGAAGAUAGAGGCACAUAUUACUGUGUAGCGGAGAAUGGUGUGGGCAAAGGUGCCCGCAGGAACAUUAACUUGGAGGUUGAAUUUGCACCAGUUGUGACAGUCCCACGCCCACGCUUGGGUCAAGCCCUUCAGUACGAUAUGGACUUGGAAUGUCACGUGGAAGCAUAUCCACCACCGGCCAUCGUCUGGGUCAAAGAUUCUGUGGCUUUAUCUAACAAUCAACAUUAUAGGAUAUCUCACUUCGCAACAGCAGACGAGUUCACAGACACGACCCUCAGAGUGAUAACUAUUGAGAAACGUCAGUACGGACUGUUCACUUGCAAGGCGAAAAAUAAGCUGGGCUCUGCCGAAGGAGACGUAGAACUGUUUGAAACGAUUAUCCCCGUGUGUCCGCCCGCGUGUGGGCAGGCGCGCUAUGGGGGCGCUGCCGCCAUACAAGUGGACCUGGUGAUGGGGGUCGUGUUGGUGUUCGCUGUUAUGAGAAUCGCCAAUACCAGACAU
This is a messenger RNA of Brenthis ino (lesser marbled fritillary), 1089 nucleotides long. The record is from the annotation of a GenBank genome assembly. NCBI's taxonomy places the organism in Eukaryota, Metazoa, Arthropoda, Insecta, Lepidoptera, Nymphalidae.